Molecule: messenger RNA, 861 nt
Organism: Emiliania huxleyi CCMP1516
Lineage: Eukaryota; Haptophyta; Isochrysidales; Noelaerhabdaceae
Exons: 2
Coding region: 1-861 (286 amino acids)
Molecular function (GO): protein-L-histidine N-pros-methyltransferase activity
Source: RefSeq, a predicted model, not a curated record
AUGCACCGGCGCUACCAGCUCGCCUGUGCGUCCGGCCUCGCGGCGGUCGUAUGCGUCGAGACGCGGAGACGGAGCGCGCUCAGCGACCCGCUGCCCGCUGAGUACUCCGCCGCCAGCGCGCUCGAGUGGCGGUACAGCUUCUCUCGCGAUGCCGUCGCCAGCGCCUGCCCUAGCGCCAACCUGACGCCGCUCGAGCUGGAUGACGAAUCGCGCGCGUGCGCCGCAGCGCGCGACCGCACCAUUGUGCACGCUCUCGCGUCUGGGCUGCUCCGCCUCGCCGGCUUUUCGCAGUACGACCGGCAAGCGCUCCUCGAUGCACCAGAGAUGCACCUGCUGAGCACGCCAAUGUGGCGGGCGCUGCUCGGCGAGGGAGCCUGUGGCGGCCGCGCCCUUGAUGUGGGCGCCGGGUGCGGCUCCAUCACCGAGCGCAUCGCGCCGCUCUUUGAGGCUAUUCAUGCGACGGAGGUGUCCGAGUGGCUGGCGUGGCGGCUGCGCGCCCGAGGCAUCCCGACCGCAGUGGCCCACGACCCUGCCGACGCGCACGCGCUGGCCAGCGCCGGGCUCCCCACCUGCGGCUACGACGCCGUCUUUGCGCUCAACGUGCUCGACCGAGUGCCGGACGUUGACGCCUUCCUCGCCGCGCUCUCCUCGCUCCUCGCACCUGGCGGCCGGCUCGUGGAGGCGGCUGGUGAGGCUUGCAUCGCCCUCGAGCGGAGCGGGCUGCGAGUGCUGAGGCUCGUGCGGGCCCCGUACCUCUCGCAGGGCCUGAGCCUGCUCGGGACCGCGAAUCGCCCAUUCGUGCUGGACGACGCUGUUUUCGUGUGUAAGAGGGCGGAGAGGGGAGAGCGAGAGGAUGGGUGA